CGGCUCCCUCAGGCCAGCGUUGCAGUGCGCGCCUGCGCCGGCCCUCGCCUCGGAGCAGCCAUGAUGGAAGGCCUGGACGACGGCCCCGACUUCCUCUCGGAGGAGGACCGCGGACUUAAAGCAAUAAAUGUAGAUCUUCAAAGUGAUGCUGCUCUGCAGGUGGACAUUUCUGAUGCUCUUAGUGAGAGGGAUAAAGUAAAAUUCACCGUUCACACAAAGAGUUCAUUGCCAAAUUUUAAACAAAAUGAGUUUUCUGUUGUUCGACAACAUGAGGAAUUUAUCUGGCUUCAUGAUUCCUUCAUUGAAAAUGAAGACUAUGCAGGUUACAUUAUCCCACCGGCACCACCAAGACCUGACUUUGAUGCUUCAAGGGAAAAACUACAGAAGCUUGGAGAAGGAGAAGGGUCAAUGACAAAGGAAGAAUUCACGAAGAUGAAACAGGAACUAGAAGCUGAAUAUUUGGCAAUAUUCAAGAAGACAGUUGCAAUGCAUGAAGUGUUCCUAUGUCGUGUGGCAGCACAUCCUAUUUUGAGAAAAGAUUUAAAUUUCCAUGUCUUCUUGGAAUAUAAUCAAGAUUUGAGUGUGCGAGGAAAAAAUAAAAAAGAGAAACUUGAAGAUUUCUUUAAAAACAUGGUUAAAUCAGCAGAUGGCGUAAUUGUUUCUGGAGUAAAGGAUGUAGACGAUUUCUUUGAGCAUGAGCGAACAUUCCUUUUAGAAUAUCAUAACCGAGUUAAGGAUGCAUCUGCUAAAUCUGAUCGGAUGACAAGAUCACACAAAAGUGCUGCAGAUGAUUACAAUAGAAUUGGUUCUUCAUUAUAUGCUUUAGGAACUCAGGAUUCUACAGAUGUAUGCAAGUUUUUUCUCAAAGUUUCAGAACUGUUUGAUAAAACAAGAAAAAUAGAAGCUCGAGUGUCUGCUGAUGAAGACCUCAAACUUUCUGAUCUUUUAAAAUAUUACUUAAGAGAAUCUCAAGCUGCUAAGGAUCUCCUGUAUAGAAGAUCUAGGUCUCUAGUGGAUUAUGAAAAUGCUAAUAAAGCACUGGAUAAAGCAAGAGCAAAAAAUAAAGAUGUUCUGCAGGCUGAAACUUCCCAACAAUUAUGUUGUCAGAAAUUUGAAAAAAUAUCUGAGUCUGCAAAACAAGAACUUAUAGAUUUUAAGACAAGAAGAGUUGCUGCAUUCAGAAAAAAUUUAGUGGAACUGGCAGAGUUAGAACUGAAGCAUGCUAAGGGUAACCUACAGUUACUGCAGAACUGCCUGGCAGUGUUAAAUGGAAACACAUAAGCCAUACUCCACCUUCCUGUCAAAAGGGCUGCCUUCCUUCAAAUUUCAUUUUUGUUUUCUUAAUGAUGUUUGGCAUUUACUGCUCACUGGAAACAAGAAAGAAAACGGCUGACAAAGUGCAUUUACUCUCCUUUUCUCUGAUCAACAAUGGAGCGGUGCGUCCACAGGUGACCCCAGCUGUGUGGUGUGGCCCUGCAUUCCUGUGCCCGAGCGUUCCCGGGACAGUUGUCCACCAUUGUGCGCUUCCUAUUCAAAAGCCCAAAGUGCAGUCUUUUUUUAAGUAGCAUCUAUAAGUGUGUUUGUUUUAUAAAUAGUAUUCCUUAUGGCUGCCAAUCUUAUAAGUAAUUUCUGAAGUUUAACCCUUUCGAAAUACAUUGUUCAAAAGAUGAAGAUUGCCAUUACCUUCUUUUGAAUUUUGUUGUUAAAAAACAUUGUAUACAACCUUACUUCAUCCAUGUAUCCGGGUAAAGCAUCUUAAUCAGACUUAUUUUUAAUUAAUGAGGAUUUCUUAGAAGUUUUGGGGACAGACUUUAUGUAAUCUUUAUAAGUAUGAUUUCUGAAGAAAAGCAAAUGCAUUAGUAUGUUUGCCUUAAACUUGUAGACUAAACCAGUUAUUGUAAAAUAAACAGUGAUAACAGUGA
Trichechus manatus latirostris (Florida manatee) is the source of this 1922-nucleotide messenger RNA. It is a transcript of the gene SNX6, whose product is annotated as sorting nexin 6. Gene Ontology annotation, biological process: intracellular protein transport; retrograde transport, endosome to Golgi. Gene Ontology annotation, cellular component: endosome. Bases 61 to 1281 code for a protein of 406 amino acids. The record is from RefSeq and is a predicted model, not a curated record. The transcript has 14 exons. Gene Ontology annotation, molecular function: phosphatidylinositol binding; dynactin binding. Lineage: Eukaryota; Metazoa; Chordata; Mammalia; Sirenia; Trichechidae.